AUGCUUCGAACCUUGACACUACUCCUACUGGCAUGUGGAGUCUUGGCCCAGAACCCGCAGUUCUUCUGGCGGCCGCCGGUUCGGAACGACUUCACGUUCUUGACGGCGCGCGACUUCGCCAACGCCGAUCUCGUGCCGACGACCUUGAGACGUUCGACGAGGUCGCUCAGCAACGACAUGAGGAUCUCGGCCCAGGUUCCUUUUCCUCCUUGACCAACCCCUUUCCAAUCUCGCCACCUUUUUUGUUUGUUUUGGCUUUCUUUUCUUUUUUCUCCGCCGCUUUAUUCGAUCUUUAAGACUCUUUGGAACCGCUCCAAGAGUCUCAAGAUCAACUUUCAUUUUCGAGAAAAAAAGUUUAGAAAAAUCGCGUUGAAAAGUUACUUUCCUUGCUAUCAUUUGAAGUUUAAUCUGUUCGAUAGGUGAGAUUUCUGAUUUUUCUACUCAUUUUCAUUUGCUUCAACGAUUAUCUCGAAAGUAUUUUUUUUCAUUCUUUGGAUGAAUUUUUUCAAAGCUUUUUUUAAAAAUCCUCUUUGUGAUUUUAGAGACUGAAGCGGUCAGGCGUUGCCGUGGCAUCGGAGAAGGACAAAUGGCCGAACGGACGAGUACCGUACGUCCUCUCAGCUGCUUACAGUAACCUACAGUACUUUCUGAGCUCUUUUUAUCGGAAUCUUUCAGCCGACGCCCAGAGAGCCGUUCUGGCCAAGGCGUUCCAGGCCUACGCCCAGAAGACGUGCAUCCAAUUCGUUCCGAAGACGUUGACCGACAAGGACUACGUCGUCAUUUCAAAGCUUGAUGGGUACAGUUUUUUUAUUAUUAUUUUUAAUGGACCUUUUUAUCAGUUUGUACUUCACUGAGGGUUCUGUAUUUUAUCAGAAUAACGUCUUUGUAAAAAAAUAUUUUAUUUCUUAAUUUUUCUUUUUUUGUAAAGUCAGAAAAAAUGUUCUUUUCUUUCGAAGUUGUCUUGAUUUAUUAUGAAGUUUAAAAACUCUUCUUCAUUUCUUCACGCUUUUAGCUUGUAAUGCCGUUUUUGAAUCAAUUCCGCGAAACUCAGAAAUUUCUCCAACUCUCCAACAUUUAGGUAUCACUGACGAUAAUAAUUUGAUAAUUUAUUUUUUCAGUUGCUACGCCGACUUUUCUCGAGUUGGAGGCAGACAGCAAGUUUCAUUGGCCGAUGAAUGUAUCGACUACGCCACGAUUAUUCACGAAUUGAUGCACGUUAUUGGUGAGGCUUUUCGAACAAAUCGAGAUUGAUUAUUUUUUUCAUUGAUUCGAGUUUACUUUUAACAUUGACCUUUCUGGAAAAAUGAUAAACUGUAUUAUUAUCCAAAGUGUCACAUCUUUAAACUACCAGCUUCAUUAAAAAUUUUUUAAAAUUCGAUUCGGAGUAUUAUACGUAGGGUCCGCAAGCCAUUUCUUCAAAACGAUCCAAAAAAUAUGCUUUUUACACUGUCCGAUAGAGGAGACUGUCCAUUUUCAUAAUCCGUUCAGUUUUAGAAAAAAGCUCCACUAAGAAAAAAGUUAUGGCCAAAAAACUAGCGCGCGCGGCGUUCAACUGGAGGCAAAAUCUCACGGUUUACCCGCUGCCGCACGCUUUCUUUUUAAAUGUUUUUGCGCAUUUCUGAACCGUUUUCGAAUCGGUUUUUUGUUCUGAGAGGCUGUCCGAACUGAGCUUAACGUUUUGGCAUAAAUCUUUUGUACAAUCCUCAUAAGAAUUUUUUUGAUAAAAUAUCAAAAAAACUACUUAGAAAAAAAGGGUCAGAAGGAAUUUUCAGCUUAUUUUUUUCUUUUUUUCUAAUCAGAAAAAAAUUAUUAUCAUUUGGUUUGGAAAAAAAGAAAAAAAUGAAAAAAAUAAUGUUAUUUCGAAAUAAAACAGGAAAAAUGUGUAAUUUGACUCCAAAAAAACGGCUCCUGCGACAUUUAAAAGUGCGCAUCGGUGUGUUUGACGCAAACACAGCUACGAACGCUUGCACGAAUUCUUCCAAAAAUUUCAAAAAAAUUGCCAUUUUUUUCGAGGUUUUUCAAAGCCGUUAUUUUUUUCGCGUCGUUUGAUUUUUUUCAUAAUUUUUUUCAUUGAUAGAGUUUUUGAACGCUUAAUAACAUAAACAAAAAGUAUAGACGCGAUCCUAUUCUCUCAUUCGUCAACGAGGCAGGCGAAAAAAAGGAGGUUUUUGGUAAAAUCCAAAUAUAAUUUGAUUCACUGUCCCAAUAAUUAUUUUUCAUUUUUGAAUUUUUUUGUUUGUGAGCACAUUGUGAGUUUUUUUAAAUCAAAUAAAAAAAGUAUACCAUGUCGCUGAAAUUUUUUUCGCAUUUCAGCUUCAAAGUUUGGUGUCACUUUACAAGCUUCGAUUUUUUUCGCGUCGUUAGAUUUUUUUAAAAAUUUUUUUAUUCAAAAAAAUAAAGAAAGUUUUAAUGUAUAACAUACUCAAAAUUCGGAAGCGUUCCUCACUUGGUUUUCAGAAACGCGACGAUUUUGUGAAACUUGUCCGUUUUUUUCGUGUUAAAUCUUACUUUUUUUCGCUUAUUUUUUUGAAAAACUACAUAGUUUAAAAAGUUUUUUUCAGCCCUGUAGAGCGUUGUCGAUUACAUAGAUUAACAGAGACAGUUUAUUUUUAAAGUGGAACUUUAGCUAGUAUAAACGCCUCAAAACCGUUUUUGCAACAAAAAAAUCGUCAUUUUGGUGGCGUGAAGGGGCGGGGCUUUGCUCCCCCUAAUUAUACGGGCCCCUUCGAAAGUUAGGACGGUAGUUUUUUGGAAAAUUAGGUCAUACUCUCCUUUUGUGAAAUACGACCUUCACGAUAAUUAGCACGUGAAUUUUUUUCUUUUCUACUAUUGCUAUAUUUGAUAAAUAUUUUUUCUAAUUAGUUAUAUUUUCUUUCAUUGUGUAUUGGCUAUUCGACCUUUGAUUUAUUGAUUAUAAAAAAAUUGAACCUAUUUUUUUCCGUUUGAUUUUUGAAGUCGUUUCCAAGUAGAAACUUCUCAUUUCAAGCUCAAAAAAAUAAGAUAAAUUUUAAAUUACAACUGUUUGGCCUUAACAGUAACUUCAAGGGGACUUGUAAUUUAUAUAUAACCCAUUCACGGCGCGGAAGGGGCGUGGCUUGCCUGCGCUCUCCACCAACCAUGAACUAUCUCUUUCAUUAUCGUGUCAGGACUUUCUCAAUGGCGCAAGCCAGCCGUGAAUCAUCUAUAAAGUAUAGGGGGCUUUUUUAAAUUUUUUUUAAAUUUUGACAUAACAUUGAUAAUUUCAGGCUUCAUCCACGAACAUCAACGUGACGACCGUGACCACUACGUCACAAUUAUGUGGCAAAACGUUAUUCCAGGUCUCAAAUGGAAAUCGAAAAACUUUUUCACGAGAAAUGAAUUUCCAGGAGCCAACACGGACUUUGACAAAUUGUCCAACUUGGGUCUUUCCUACUACGGGGAGAACUACGACUACCUUUCCAUCAUGCACUACGAGAGCAACGAGGGAAGCAAGAACGGGAAAAAUACGAUCGAAGCCAAGGUGAGGUUGAUAGGAUUCCAAUGAAAAUCUUUUUUUUAUUGGGGUCUGUAAAUUCAAGGAAGGUUCUUUUACUUUGCGGUUGGAAAUUUCCUAGAAAUCGGCCAGAAUACUCAUUAUUUUAAUAGAAAAAGAUCCUGGGAGUCUAAAACUUCCCAACUUCCUAGUUUACGAGAAAUAAGGGCUCAUUCGGACGGCUUUUGGAGGUUGUGUUAAACUUUGAGAUUUUCUUUUUCAAAAACUUGAAAUUUGGGAAAGUGAGACAGGCAGUCUUACAGUGUCCUACCAAAAAUUGUAGCCAAGAUUUUUUUUAAAAAUAAUCCUCAUUCCUAAGGUUCUAAGUUUUUAAUGUUGUUCCUAUGGGGAUUACUCUGGAGUUUUUUUUUUUAGUUAUUUAACAUUUUUUAAAUUUUUUUCUUUUUUUUUUAAACUAAAUAAGACAUUGUAAAGUAUAAAAUAGGUUCAAAAAAGGGUUUUCCUUCUUUUUCAGCGCUUUUGCCUCAUGUUUUCAAGUCGAUUUCAGCUACGGAGCGCAAAAGUUUUCAUUUAAAAAAGCAUUUUGACAGUUUGAAAACCUUGUGAAUUUUUCAGCGAAGCUUAUAAAUAAACCCCUGAUUUCCAGAACAAGCACUUCACUCGAAUCAUGGGCCGAGCUUCUGAUUUUUCGACCAGCGACCUUCGAAGAGUCAAUCAAGCCUACCACUGCCGAAAAUUCUAA
Molecule: messenger RNA, 4214 nt
Organism: Caenorhabditis auriculariae
Lineage: Eukaryota; Metazoa; Nematoda; Chromadorea; Rhabditida; Rhabditidae
Source: the annotation of a GenBank genome assembly